Molecule: messenger RNA, 1111 nt
Organism: Lindgomyces ingoldianus
Lineage: Eukaryota; Fungi; Ascomycota; Dothideomycetes; Pleosporales; Lindgomycetaceae
Exons: 1
Coding region: 71-1021 (316 amino acids)
Source: RefSeq, a predicted model, not a curated record
CUACGGGCUACUCAAGCAUCAACCAUUGACAAAUACGAGUUGAAAUAACAAAAUAGUUCACCGCUUUACCAUGGAGGAGCUAAAUGAGUGGGAAUCUAUCGACCACGAUGCCGUUAGCGGACUAAAGACAGGGACGAACGAUGUGAUCUCGGCUCAAUCCUCGAAGGAUCCGCAAGAAGAGAAACCUCCAGCACCCACCAAAUUCUCGAAGAAAUCGGAGUCUGUGCAAAACGACGUGCAAUGGCAUUUCAACAAGGAGAAAACUCGUGAAAAUAUAGAGAGGAGCCGAGAAGUUUACUUUGCCCAAAAAUUCUCUAGCCUCGAUCUUGGACCCUCUAAUGCUGCUAUCACGCCAACUUCAAACCAACCGAGUUCAAAUUGCCUGCCAUCCGACUCUGAUCGAAUCAUCAAAAGCAUCGGAUACUCAAGUAACCCCUCCUCGCUUCCCCACUCGCUACGAAUGGCCAUUAGCAACCGCUUCACCCACGACCAGCUAAGCAAGUUCAAAGAAGAGGCCGAGCUCAACUUCUCGCACCCUCUCCCCUACUUCUUCUCUGGCUCCUUCAUGUUCCCUGCAUGUCUGCGCGCCGUCACGAACGGCACAACGCUGGCCUCCGUCGCAUCUUGCAUGACUCCCGCCGUGUUGCGAGGGUACAAUCGAUAUGCUGUGAAUGGGCAACCAUGGCCUGCUAUGCUUCCUUCAACUAAUGUCGAGGACUCUGUUUGGGGCUUGCUGGUCUUCGGAAUGCUGGAGAGUCAGCGUAAAGCGAUCCAUCGUUUCGAGAACAACAUGUUUGAUCUUCGCAGGACGAAGGUGGAGGUGGAGCUAGAAGGAGGUGGGAAAGUAAUAAUUGAUGCGGGUGUGUAUGUGUGGAACCAGUCACCAGACAGACUGAUUCAGAAGGAAGAUAGGGAGUGGAAAGUGGAAGAUUUGAUGGGUAGUGCAUGGUUCAAUAGUAUCGUCAAGAGGGCAGAAGAUGAAGAGAAACUAUUAGAGGGUGGAAGCUCUGUUGGCUUUUGAGCGAUUCAAUGUCAUUAUGAAAAGAGAUCGCUACUGAUGGGAUGCAGGUGAAAGGAGAAAGUUAAAAGACUGUCCGGAACAAAAGUUGCG